AUGCGUUUCGGAGCUACAUUCUCGUUGCUUUUCGCAGCUGUCUCGGUUGCUCCCCUUGCGCUCGCGCUUCCCUUCGGUGCCGAAGGCACUGAUGCCCUUGAGGUGCGCGGCGUCGAGUUCGACUCGGCCGACUUCCUUGCGCGCGCCGAUUACGACGACGAGCUUCUUGCUCGCGACGACGAGGAGUUCUUCGCUCGUUCCUUCGACGACGACGAGACGACUCUGCUCGCUCGCGCCGUGCUCGAGGCUCUCGAGGCCCGUAACGACCCGCCUCAUUACUCGAAGCACGACCCCACCAAUGGCAAGAAGCCGAAGUACUCGGAGAAGGAUCCCAACCCUCCUCCGAAGUACCGCCAGAAGGACCCGCACAAGCCGGACCGUCAGCCCAAGCCGAAGCCAGGCCCUUCGCGUCCGCGAGACCUCGCCGAGGUGGAGGAGAUGUGGGCGCGCGAUGACCCACCUCCUUACUCGAGGCACGUCCCCCACAACGAGAAGACGCCGAAGUACUCGGCGAAGGACCCCAACCCUCCUCCGAAGUACCGCCAGAAGGACCCGCACAAGCCGAACCGCCAGCGCAAGCCCAGGCCGGGCCCCUCGCGCCCGCGAGACCUUGCCGAGGUGGAGGAUAUGUGGACUCGCGACGAUCCUCCUCCGUACUCCAAGCACGACCCGAUCCACGGCAAGAAGCCGAAGUACUCGGAGAAGGACCCCAACGCUCCCCCCAAGUACCGCCAGAAGGACCCGCACAAGCCCAACCGUCAGCCUAAGCCCAGGCCGGGCCCUUCUCGGCCGCGUGAGCUGGCGGACUUCUGGUGGUGA
Molecule: messenger RNA, 819 nt
Organism: Rhodofomes roseus
Lineage: Eukaryota; Fungi; Basidiomycota; Agaricomycetes; Polyporales; Fomitopsidaceae
Exons: 2
Coding region: 1-819 (272 amino acids)
Source: RefSeq, a predicted model, not a curated record